This is a messenger RNA of Etheostoma cragini (Arkansas darter), 589 nucleotides long. RefSeq names its product ribosomal protein L28 (gene rpl28). Gene Ontology annotation, biological process: translation. The transcript has 4 exons. Lineage: Eukaryota; Metazoa; Chordata; Actinopteri; Perciformes; Percidae. Bases 8 to 355 code for a protein of 115 amino acids. Gene Ontology annotation, molecular function: structural constituent of ribosome. The record is from RefSeq and is a predicted model, not a curated record. Gene Ontology annotation, cellular component: ribosome; cytosolic large ribosomal subunit.
GUUCAUCAUGUCGUCCCAUUUGCAGUGGAUGGUCAUCAGGAACUGCUCCAGCUUCCUCAUCAAGAGGAACGGACAGACCUACAGCACUGAGCCCAACAACCUGAAGUCCAGGAACUCUUUCCGCUUCAAUGGUUUGGUGCACAAGAAGACUGUAGGUGUGCAGCCAGCUGCCGAUGGCAAGGGAGUCGUCGUCGUGCUGAAGAAGCGUGCAGGCCAACACAAACCUUCCAGCUCUUACGAGAAGAUAACCAUCAACAAGAACUCUCGUGCCACCCUCAACAGCCUGAGGCACAUCAUCAGCAAGAACAAGUACAGGAAGGACCUGCGCAUGGUGAGCUACAUUUGGGAUUUUUAGAAUGCAAAAUCGUAAUGUAUUACCUCAUUGGUUUGCAUGGGUGUCAUUUUUAUUUGUAGUUUGUAUUUCACAGAUUUUACGAACAUAAUUUGAAUUUAAUUUGUUAACAGGCUGCCCUGCGUCGUGCCAGUGCCAUUCUGAAGAGCCAGAAGCCUGUUGUGGUCAAGAAGAAGCGCGCCAGGGCUGCCAAGACAGCAUAAACUGAUACGCACGAUACAUAAAUAAAAGCUUCUU